UGGGUCUUGUGUUCUGAAGUGAGGGGCUACUGUGAGAGAUAACUGAGACUGGGACUAGUAUGUGAUAAAUGUUAGUAACUACUAGAACAGCAACUGAAGAGUACUAGCAGCACUUAACGAGUCUAUAACCUCGAAACAGACAGUCGUCCCUGAGGGAACACACGAGGAACACGCGCUGAGGCAGCAGUGAGUCAGUGUGAGUCUCGGAGAGAGCUGUGAAAGAGUCACUCCACCGCGACACACGGCGAGCAGGUGCUCCAGUCUCACCUGAGGAGCACACCAUGAGGAUCUAUCCCGCGGUUCACCUGUGCGGAUACAAUGCUGCCGCGGCUUAACCGUACUGAGUUUUCCUGAAGAGUUCAGCACUCCUCGCGCUUCCCUGCGGAGUCUCUGGAAUAUCGGGCGAAUAUGAAAGUGACAGUGUGUUUUGGAAGGACGCGGGUGGUCGUUCCCUGUGGGGAUGGGAAUAUCAAAAUACACAGUCUCAUUCAGCAAGCGACAAUGAGAUAUAAAAAAGCCAUAGCCAAGGACCCAGGAUACUGGAUACAGGUGAAUCGUUUAGAGCAUGGAGACGGAGGCAUUUUGGACCUGGAUGAUGUGCUGUGUGAUGUGGCCGACGACAAAGACAGGCUGGUGGCGGUGUACGAGGAGCAGGACCCUCAUCAUGGCGGAGACGGCACCAGCGCCAGCUCCACAGGCACCCAGAGUCCAGAGCUCUUCAGCACGGGUGAGCUCAACUCAAGCAACCUGUCGGCCUUCCAGCCCUACCAGACCAGCAGCGAGAUCGAGGUCACCCCGUCGGCCCUCAGGACCAACAUGCCCUUGCAUGUGCGCCGCAGCAGUGAUCCGGCUCUGGCUGGCCUGCCCGAAGCCCCGGUGCAGCCAGAGGAACCAUCUCGUAAAAACCCCACACGAUGGUCCACCACAGCAGGCUUUCAACGACAAGCCAACAACACCAGCGAAACCAACAGCCUAGAGCAAAAGGGUAAGGGUCUGGAAGCGUAUCGCAGCCUGCCUCAUGAUGUUGUUUCCUGGGCCACCCAGUUUCAGAGAGAAAAUGCUCGCUCCUCCCUCAGUGCCAACCAUCCCAUGGUGGACCGAUGGCUUGAGCGUCAAGAGCAGGAAGAAGAAGAAGAAGAAGAAGACGAGGAGAGAGCAGACAACGGGAGGAACGGCCGGAUAGAGCCGGUGGGACGGGCAGAUUCCUGUGUGGAAUCAGCUUCACUCGAUGAAAUGUUGAAGCCGGUUGAGGUGUCCAAUGUCGGUGGGCCGCUAGGAAUCCAUGUGGUGCCUUUCAGUGCCAGAGACAGAAGGACGCUGGGUUUGUUAGUGAAGAGGCUGGAGAGGGGCGGGAAGGCGGAGCAGGAGGCUCUGUUCCAGGAGAACGACUGUAUCGUCCGGAUUAAUAACGCAGACCUGCGCAACAUCCGAUUCGAACAGGCCCAGAAUUUGUUCAGACAGGCCAUGCGUUCUCCACUCAUCCUGUUCCAUGUGGUUCCAGCGGUGAAGAAAGCCAAAUACGAGCUGCUGUCUCAGAAUGAGCUGGGUCUUCAGGCCGCUCCGGGCCCCGGGGACAGGGCCAGUCUGGUGGGAGGAGGUGUGGACUACGGGCCGCGGAGAAUGUCCAAAGCUGAAUUCACCCUGGGCUAUCCCACGUUACCACACAUAGCAAACCCAUCAAACAAGACCCUGCCGGGCCCCAUCCAGUCCUCCAGACCCACCAGUGCCUCCUCCUCCGUGGGCUACUCUAAAAAGAUCGGCCGCAAGUUCAGCGUCCAGCUGAGGAAAGGUCCGGAGGGCUUGGGUUUCAGCAUCACCUCCAGAGACGUCCCGAUUGGCUCUUCUGCCCCCAUAUAUGUGAAGAACAUCCUCCCGCGUGGAGCCGCCAUCCAGGACGGCCGUCUGAAGGCCGGAGACCGGCUGCUCGAGGUAAACGGAGUGGAUCUGAAUGGUAAGACUCAGGAGGAGGUUGUGGCUCUGCUGCGCUCGACUCCCAUGGGAGGCACUGUAGGUCUUCUCAUCGUCAGACAAGAGGACGCUCUCCUGCCCCGCGAAGUGAAAGAACAAGACGACUUAAUUUUGACCCCGGAUGGAACGCGAGAGUUUAUGACGUUUGAAAUCCCUCUCAAUGACUCGGGUUCGGCCGGGCUAGGGGUCAGCGUCAAGGGCAAUAGAUCUAAAGAGAGCCACGCUGACCUGGGCAUCUUCGUGAAGUCUAUAAUCACUGGAGGAGCCGCCUGCAAGGACGGGCGGCUGAGGAUAAAUGACCAGCUGAUAGCCGUUAAUGGAGAGUCUCUACUGGAGAAAACCAAUCAGGAAGCGAUGGAGGCCCUCCGCACAUCCAUGUCCAUCGAGGGCAACAAGAGAGGCAUGAUUCAGCUGAUCGUGGCCCGGCGGGUCGCAGGGAGGGGAGAGGAGGCUUCAGGUAGCCCGUCUGUGCCUCUGAACUCUCCACAAGACGAACAUGAGCGACGGAUCUCUCAGUCGCUGUAUCCCGGAGAGAGCCUGGAUGACAACCACACCCCACGACCCACCAUGAUGGGUAGAAUGAUGGGUCACUACCAGCUGUCCCCCACCGUGAAUAUGCCCCAGGACGACACAGUCAUCAUUGAAGAUGAUAGGCCACCUGUUCUUCCUGCCCGCUUGUCUGACCAAUCAUCAUCCAGCUCCCACGAUGACAUGGGAUUUGUGACUGAAAUGCCAGGAUCCUGGCCCAAAGAUGUUCAGAUACAGGAUGAAAGCACACUCAGUCCAGACGCAGAUAUGGAUGACGUGUUUCAGAGGGAAGGCUUCGGCCGGCAGAGCAUGUCAGAAAAGCGGACCAAACAGUACAGCGAUGCCGCUCAACUGGAGAUCAUCAAGAGUCGCAAGUCAAAGAGUAUGGACCUAGUAACUGACGAGUUUAACCUCACUCCCCGCACAGAGAGGACAGAAGGCAACUCUACGCGAGAUGUGGGACCGUCGUUGGGCUUGAAGAAGUCGAGUUCUUUGGAAAGCCUCCAGACAGCUGUUGCCGAGGCGACGCUCAACGGAGACGUCUCGUUCCACAGGCCACGCCCCAGAAUCAUCAGGGGGCGGGGCUGCAACGAGAGCUUCCGGGCGGCCAUCGACAAGUCUUACGACAAGCCAGGUGUGACCAUAGUCAACCCCGAUGAAGACGACGAAGGGAUGGAAACGUUGGAAGAAGAUACAGAGGAGAGCUCACGAUCAGGCCGCGACUCCAUUUCCACAGCCACUGACCUCACCCUCCCACCCUCCAACACAGAGAAACAGCUGAACGGAGGGCGCACCAAAGAGGACAAGAAGAAGGGGCGAGGAGAGAAGGACAAGAAAGACAAGAACAAAGCAAAGAAAGGCGUGCUGAAGGGCCUUGGCGACAUGUUCAGGUUCAGCAAAAACCGCAAAGAUGAGAGGCAAGGGGACAAGAUGGAGCGGAAGGGGUCCAGCAAGAGCAAGAUGAAGGAAGCUCAGGCCACGGAGGAGGAGAUGCAGAGAAUGAGGCUCUAUCAAAAUAGCCAAACGGCUGCAAUUCAAGCGAAGACCAGGGAGCUCCGAGAGCGACAGGCCAGAGAGCGAGACUACGCUGAGAUCCAGGACAUCAACCGCACCUUCAGCUCCGACGAGGAGCACACCUACGCCGGGAUCGGCUCUCUGGACUCGUCCCUAGACAGCUGCAUGGACCUGAGCCAUAACCCUGGUCCAGAGCGUCCACAGAGCCCCCAAGAACAGGCCUUGCCCCUAGAGGCUCUCUACGCACAGGUCAACAAGCCCCGCAACGGACGCCCACCAUCUGCAGACGGCAACCGACUGGCACCCAGCAACCAUGACCGGAUACAACGUCUACGGCAAGAGUUCCAGCAGGCCAAGCAGGAGGAGGAACCUGAUGACCGCCGUCGAUCCUACAGCUUUCAACAACAACAGAGGACCAACACGGGUUCUUAUACACCGACGGGGCGGCACUCGGUUUCUGUGGAGGACCAAAUGCAGAAGCAGAGAGAGGACAGAGACUCUUUCACACAAGCCCAGAGGCAAUACAACUCCUUACCGCGACAACCACGUAAAAACCCUAGCACCGUGUCUCAAGACUCUUGGGAUAAAGUCUAUCCUCCUGGCGAGGUCUUUCACUCCGCCAAAGAGAACCCGCGCUAUUCCAGCUACCAGGGAUCCCGCACUGCCAACGGCUACCUGGGCGCCACCGCUGCCACGGGCCUGAACGCUCGUGUCCUCCUGGAGACCCAAGAGCUCCUGAGACAGGAACAGAGACGAAAGGAGCAAGAGGCUAAAUCCAAGCUACCUGCUAUGGAGGAGACACCAACCUCAAGCCAAACCCCUGUUCCUGCUCCACCCAAAGGCCCCUACCGACAAGACGUGCCACCCUCGCCCACCCAACUCGCCCAGCUCAACCGUCUACAGACCCCUGAGAAGGGCCGCCCCUUCUACUCCUGAGACGAGAGAUCAAAACUGUAGGAAAAACUGUAUGACGGCAAUAAUAUUGAAUGGAGAGAGACAGAGCUAUAAUAUGGAGACUGUAUGGAGGAUUGGUUUUGGAGGUUUUUCUGAGGGUUACCAAGUUUUUGUACUCUAUUAUGGAAUCUUUGUAUACACUAAAGAUCUUCGUCAACUAUCCAUCUCCCAUUCUUACUUUUGACAAAUGUGUAUGUGUUUGUCUAAUUCACUGACGUUAUGGCACUAGGUACUCUUGACAAUCACAUGACAGUCGCCCGAGGCUUUGAUACAUGAUUUCCACCAUAUUGUGACCUACAUAUCUUGUUUUUGUCAAGUGUUUUGAGAAAAACAAGUAGGUGGGUGAAUUUCACUACACCUGUCAGAAAUAUGUCUAGGUCAUGUUUCACCACAAAAUCUAAAUAAAAAAUAAAAAAUAAAAAAUGCAAUAUUUAGUUAUAAAACGAAGUUUGUUUCUAGGUCUAUAAAGAUUUUUUUUUUCUUUUUCAUUGUGUUUCAUCCCUAGAGCCCUGCUCGUGACAUUCUUUUUUAAAUAUGUAUUAUAGAAACAAAUUAAGAAUUUGUUCCCAUAUUUUACAACUAUCUGCAUUAUGUUCUCUGAGAUGUGUUACGUUAGUGAGAGUUUUGUGGGUGUAGGUGUGCAGUAUGUGUUCAGGGCGAGUGUGUUUUUUUGCCCAUGUACUCCAGCAGUGUAGCUGAACUCGGCUUAUAGAGUCUGAGAGGUUAUAACCCCACUACCCUCCCAUCUCCACCCACUAUGUGAUUCUUCUGCUUUGACCCUGAGUUAGUGGCCUCUGUUCCUCCACUACUAAGAUGGUAAAUGUACAAUAAAUGUACAGAAAUUCAGGAAUUAGAAAUUUUUUGUAACUUGUUUAAAAUACUUCCAGAAAAGCAAAGAAUUCGGUUUGGUGCUUCCUAAUAGAAAAUAGAAAAGUUUUUUUUAUGUCUACACAAAGCAAUGUUAUUCCAUAGCUAUGAUUUCAUCCACCUAUUUUGUAAUAUUGCAUAAAGAAACUCUGCAUGGAAACACCAAGAUUUAAAUUGUUAAAAUGUGCAUAAAAAGGGUAUAAUUUCUUUAUUCGAUUAGAAGAUAUGCUCAUAAACUAAGAUGGAAACACAUUUUACAAAUAAAUUCUGCAGUGCACUUCAAAAAACUCAUGUGGCUUUGCCUCAACAGUGCAUGUGAUUGCAGAACUGAACUAACCUGCACACCGUUCUCAUCACAAACCAUCUCAAAUUUUGUUUCAGUCAUUCUGAAAUUGGGUUUCAUCUGCAUGCUCUGAGACGCAAGUCAUUUAUUAUGUAAGUUUCCCUGGUUGCAGCAACUUUCAUUGAUGAAAGCAGUGUUUUAUUUGCAAAUGUUUUAUGCAAUAUUCUAAUUUUGCGCAUAAGUUAAUUUGGCGGAUUUGGAUGGAAACAUAGCUAAUGAGAUCAAAUGUAAAUUUCUUUUAUCAGGAAUCUGUGAUUUUGACAAAAAAAUAAAUAAAUAAUUCUAUGACAAGUGGUUGGAGGGGAGGGGCUUAAAAAUUUGCGGGAUUGAUGAUGUCAUCCAAAAUGGAAAAUCAUUUUAAAAGUGGAGCAUGUUUUUGAUGAAAGACGAUGUUAACUUUUUUUUUUUUUUUUAAGUUCACAGAGCUUGCAUAAUAACCUCAGGAACAUGUUAACUUUAAUGCUUCGUAUCAAGGCAGUGUGCUUGUGUGUGUGUGUUACUGUUAUACCCAGUAGGUGUGGGUGUGACUCUGACCUUUGCCUUCAUACAAACUGUCUUUGGUUUCAGAGACUCGGCCAGAGACUAGUUUUGUUCAACACUUUAGUUUUUUCACAACAAAGUUCAGGUUACAGCUCAAGCCACAGUAGCCACGGAUAAAGUCCAUAACCUGUUUAAAGAAGCAGUUCACCUAGUAAUGAAAAUUCUGUCAUCUGCUCUCUCUCAUGUCGUUCUAAACCUGGAACACAAAGUGUAGUCCAUGCUUUUCUCUUAAAACGCAUGUCAAGUUGUCCAUAUGACUUCUAUGAUAAAACUUGUCUAUAUACUUUUAUUUUAUUUUUUUCAGCCUGCCAGUCUGUUUUAGUUAUAUAAAAAAAGAAAGUCCAUUCUUCAAAACAUUGUCAUGAAUGAGAAAAAGUACAUUUUUCCAAGAUUAUCCCUUUAAAUCCAGCUGCCUUCUAACUAUUCAUUCAAAAAUUCAAACCACUCUAACAAACGUCAUGUGACUUUUAUGUGUGCUGUAUGUUUUUUGAUAUGUGUGCGUGUGUGUGGGUUUUGCGUGGGAUUGUGUAUCACCAGUGCCUGUAACAUGACUCUCUCUUGUCUACGAACUGUAUCUUGGCAGGCACAUGAAACACUUGGCCACAUUUUUCAGAGCUGAAGCUAAAAGAGCUCAAUAAGCUCUCACAAAAGGGAAAGCCAGGCCCAUUGACCGAUGUAGUUUCCUCCAAGUUUCUUCCUGGCGUCUCACUCUGUCUCGGAUCCAUUCAUUAUGGAAAAUGUUCAGUAUAUCUGCUCUAUUCUUCUCUGACUUUGGUACUGCCUCCCAAAAUUGUUCGGGGUUCUGUGGUACAACAUGGUGUGCUUCUAAUAUUGUAUCUACAAACAGACAUUUCCAUAGCAGCUUUUUUUUUUUUUUUUGGUGCUGGCUGCUUAUCUGCUAUUUUAUAUCACAUUGUAUACACGAGACGUUUUUGUUGGGAAGUGCCUGUGAAGAGGGAUGUUUUUGUAUGUUAAAAGUUUAACGUGUCGCCAAAUGCACAUAUUUUUAAAAUGAAAUUAUUGUAUUCCUUUGUCUUUCUCUGAUCUCACAGCAUUUGUUUUAAUCAUUAAAAGAAAGCAAAGAUUAAUCUGCACAUUUUAAUGUAUUUGUAUGACAUUUUGUCAUCUAUGUAAGUCGUAGGUACUAUGGAGUUUGAUUCCUGUAUGCAGAGUGAAAAUGGUUUUACACAAAGUUUUCACCUGAUGUGUCAAAAUAUAAAGCUUCUCUGUACAUAUCAAAUCUAUAUUCAAUAAAAAGUUUCUCCAUUCUGUU
Molecule: messenger RNA, 7487 nt
Organism: Cyprinus carpio (common carp)
Lineage: Eukaryota; Metazoa; Chordata; Actinopteri; Cypriniformes; Cyprinidae
Product: partitioning defective 3 homolog
Exons: 24
Coding region: 409-4446 (1345 amino acids)
Biological process (GO): establishment of centrosome localization; establishment or maintenance of epithelial cell apical/basal polarity; cell adhesion
Cellular component (GO): apical plasma membrane; apical junction complex; adherens junction
Molecular function (GO): protein binding; phosphatidylinositol binding
Source: RefSeq, a predicted model, not a curated record